AAUGGGAGUUAGAAGUAGCGAAGAGAGUAUAAAGCAGAGAAAGAAAGAAAGAGAGACAAGCUGUGGCCUCUGUGUAUUACUUUGUAGAAGAAGCAAUUUUUAUAAAUAAACAAAAAUAAAUAUUAAAGAAAAAGAAAAGCAAAAGGUGAUGGAAUGGAGAAUGUGAGUGUGUAUUAGUGUCAUCAAAGUAAACUCAUCGCACCAAACCAAAGAAAUAUCAAACUUCACUUUCUCUCUCUACUCUGUUUCUUGUCCGAUCUUCCGUCUUUUUUUUUUUUUAAAUUCAAUUUCUCUUUUCUUUUUUCUUUUUUUUGCAUUUGAAGAGAUUGGAAAUGAAGCUGCAAUUUAAGUGAUUGUAGUUUUCUUCUUUUUGAGUUUGUGAGAAGAGAGUGAGAGAGAGAGAUAGAUAGUAACAGUCCUUGUUUGGAAGGAGAAAUGGCAGGGGAAGGAGGAGCAUUGUCGUUUUCGGUUGCGUCUGUGGUGGAGGAUGUACUGCAGCAGCAUGGGAAUAGACUUAAGGAUCUUGAUUUAGAGUCUAGAAAAGCUGAAGAAGCCGCAUCAAGAAGAAAUGAGGCGGCAGGGUGGUUGAGAAAGAUGGUUGGCGUUGUUGCAGCUAAGGAUUUGCCAGCUGAGCCUUCUGAGGAGGAGUUUAGGCUUGGAUUGAGGAGUGGAAUCAUUCUUUGCAAUGCUCUCAACAAGGUUCAACCUGGAGCUGUGCCAAAGGUAGUUGAAAGUCCAUGUGAUGCUGUUCUUAUUCCUGAUGGAGCUGCGUUAUCAGCAUUUCAGUAUUUUGAAAAUGUGAGGAAUUUCCUUGUGGCUGUGCAAGACAUUGGGCUCCCAACUUUUGAGGCAUCUGAUCUGGAACAAGGAGGAAAAUCAGCUAGGGUUGUGAAUAGUGUUCUGGCACUUAAAUCCUACAGCGAGUGGAAACAAACGGGCGGUAAUGGAGUAUGGAAGUUUGGUGGAAAUAUGAAACCUGCCAUUCCAACCAAAUCUUUUGUAAGGAAAAACACAGAGCCGUUCAUGAAUUCCCUGUCCAGGAAUUCUUCAAUGAAUGAAAGAUCCUCAAUUGCUUUGUCAGCUGACAUUGACUCUAAUAAAAUGUCUACUUCUGGUUCAUUGAGUACGCUCGUUCGUGCUGUUUUAUUAGAUAAAAAGCCUGAAGAAGUUCCAAUGUUGGUGGAAUCAGUUCUAAGUAAGGUUGUGGAAGAGUUCGAGCAGCGCAUUGCAAACCAAUAUGACCUGGUAAAGACACAUCCCAAAGACAUGGCUAUAUCCCAGGGCAACAAAUUUCCAUUUAAAUCUACAUCUGGAAAUAAAAGGGCAGAAGAAACAACCAUCAAAACCAUGAAAAAGGAGGAAUGCUUUCAAAAAAACCACAUUCCUGAUGAGGAACUUAAAAAUAAAAACCUGAAACAACAGAUGAUCUUUGAUCAACAGCAAAAAGAUGUUCAGGAUCUAAAGCAUGCACUUCAUACCACAAAAGCUGGAAUGCAAUUCAUGCAAAUGAAAUUUCAUGAGGAGUUUAGCAAUUUAGGCAUGCACAUUCAAGGUCUAGCUCAUGCUGCUUCUGGUUACCAUAAGGUUCUUGAGGAAAAUCGCAAGCUAUACAACCAAGUGCAGGAUCUUAAGGGAAGUAUUCGGGUUUACUGUCGAGUAAGACCAUUUUUAUCUGGACAAUCAAACUUUUUGAGCACUGUGGAUCAUAUGGAAGAUGGAAAUAUCAUUAUUAACACCCCAUCAAGACAUGGAAAAGGGCGCAAGGCCUUCAGCUUCAACAAGGUCUUUGGACCAUCUGCAACCCAAGCGGAAGUCUUCUUUGAUAUGCAGCCAUUGAUUCGGUCUGUUCUCGAUGGAUAUAAUGUUUGCAUAUUUGCAUAUGGUCAAACAGGAUCAGGAAAAACUUAUACCAUGACAGGACCUAAGGAUCUUACAGAGAAGAACCUAGGGGUGAAUUAUAGGGCAUUGAGCGAUUUGUUUCUUCUAGCAGCGCAAAGAAAGGACAUCUUCUCCUACAAUGUUGCAGUUCAAAUGAUUGAGAUUUACAAUGAGCAAGUUAGGGAUCUCCUUGUCACUGAUGGAAGUAACAAAAGAUUAGAAAUUCGCAAUAGCUCUCAAACAGGUCUAAAUGUACCAGAUGCGAAUCUUGUUCCUGUGUCAUCAACUUCUGAUGUCAUUGAUCUGAUGAACCUUGGACAUAAAAAUCGUGCAGUUGGUUCAACAGCUCUAAAUGACCGUAGCAGUCGCUCUCAUAGUUGCUUGACUGUUCAUGUUCAAGGAAGAGACUUGACAUCUGGAACUCUACUUCGGGGUUGUAUGCAUUUGGUUGAUUUGGCGGGGAGUGAGAGAGUCGACAAAUCUGAAGUGACUGGAGAUAGACUAAAAGAGGCACAACAUAUUAACAAAUCUCUCUCAGCUUUAGGUGAUGUCAUUGCUUCACUUGCUCAAAAGAAUCCACAUGUGCCAUACCGAAAUAGCAAGCUCACACAGCUGCUCCAAGAUUCACUUGGAGGGCAGGCCAAGACAUUAAUGUUUGUUCACAUAAGCCCUGAGCCUGAUGCUAUUGGAGAAACAAUAAGUACGCUUAAAUUUGCUGAACGAGUAGCGACUGUUGAACUAGGUGCUGCCCGAGUGAACAAAGACGGUGCAGAUGUUAAAGAGCUCAAGGAACAAAUUGCUAGCCUCAAGGCGGCAUUGGCAAGGAAAGAGGGAGAACCAGAAUUCGCUCAACAUUCUGCAUCUGACAACUCUGAAAGGUAUAGAAGAAAAGAAAAUGAGUCAUCGCCGUUUAAUUCUAACCAGCGCCUAGGAGAUGCAAAUGAUGCCAAUAGCUUCCGGCAACCCAUGGGUGAUGUAGGCAACAUAGAGGUUCAUACAAGCUCCACACUGAGACCAAAAAGGCAAAGUUUCGAUCUUGAUGAGCUAUUAGCCAAUUCACCUCCAUGGCCUCCGGUUAUUAGUCCUAACAAAAAUUAUGGGGACGAUGAGAAGGAAAUGGGCUCUGGUGAAUGGGUAGAUAAAGUCAUGGUGAACAAGCAAGAUGCAGUAAACAGAGCUGAAGACCCUUUAGGCUGUUGGGAAGCAGACAAUGGCCAUUUGCCAGAUGUCUUUUACCAGAAAUAUCUCUCAGAUUCUUCUAGAAUUUACCCUGAGCAAUCCUAUAACAUGUUUACAGGCAACAACCGGUUCAACAUGAGUAAUACUGACGAUAUUGAUGAUCUUGACGCUGGUACUAGUGAUUCAUCAGAACCUGAUUUGCUGUGGCAAUUCAAUCAGUCCAAACUUUCUGGUACCGCCUAUGGAAUCGAGUCAAAGACCAAGAAGCCAAAUUCAAAAGCAACAAAGAAUUCAGACUUGAGCAGGAAUUUAAAUCCAAUGUUAGGCCCUUCGCCGUCACGGAAAUUACCAAAUGGAGUUGGUGUUCCUCAACACCGGAGUGGAAGGCAGCCAGCUCCUGUUGAUAUGAAACGAAGAACUGGAAAUAGAAAAUAGGAGUGUUAGCCACGCUGAAGUGAGAUUUCAGAUUUUUCUUUUUCCUUUUUCUUAAAUAUAUAUAUAUAUAUAUAUAUAUAUUUCUUUAUUUUUUUUUUUCUGAGAGAAGAGAGUUUUUUCUUUUUUUCUUUUUGGUUUUUAUUUUUCCCUAUAAUGUUUAUAUAACACAGUAAAAUGGGGCAAUAAUUCAAGUUGCUUGUUGUCCAUUGGAGAGUUCAGCAGAUGUACCCUUACUUGGUUUUGACUAGGGAUACAUUUGUUUUGCUUGUUCGUAUGUAAAAUAUUCCACACUCAAAUAUGAACUCAACUUUUUAAA
Messenger RNA from Ricinus communis (castor bean), 3808 nucleotides. RefSeq names its product kinesin-like protein KIN-14I. Lineage: Eukaryota; Viridiplantae; Streptophyta; Magnoliopsida; Malpighiales; Euphorbiaceae. Gene Ontology annotation, molecular function: microtubule binding; ATP binding; microtubule motor activity. Bases 436 to 3492 code for a protein of 1018 amino acids. Gene Ontology annotation, biological process: microtubule-based movement. The transcript is spliced from 19 exons. The record is from RefSeq and is a predicted model, not a curated record.